AUGGAAGUUGGCAACCUACAUAACCUAGCAGUGAAAUCAGCUCUGAUUAUGGAAGUUGGCAACCUACAUAACCUAGCAGUGAAAUCAGCCCUGAUUAUGGAAGUUGGCCACCUACAUAACCUAGCAGUGAAAUCAGCCCUGAUUCUGGAAGUUGGCCGCCUGUAUAACCCAGCAGUAAAAUCAGCUCUGAUUAUAGAAGGUAGCCACCUACAUAACUUAGCAGUGAAAUCAGCUCUGAUUACGGAAGUUGGCCACCUACAUAACCUAGCAGUGAAAUCAGCUCUGAUGAUGGAUGUUGGCCACCUGCAUAACCUAGCAGUGAAAUCAGCUGUGAUUAUGGAAGUUGGCCACCUACAUAACCCAGCAGUGAAAUCAGCUGUGAUUAUGGAUGUUGGCCACCUGCAUAACCUAGCAGUGAAAUCAGCUGUGAUUAUGGAUGUUGGUCACCUACAUUACCCAGCAGUGAAAUCAGCUCUGAUUAUGGAAGUUGGCCGCCUGCAUAACCCAGCAGUGAAAUCAGCUCUGAUUAUGGAAGUUGGCCGCCUGCAUAACCCAGCAGUGAAAUCAGCUCUGAUUAUGGAAGUUGGUCACCUGCAUAACCUAGCAGUGAAAUCAGCUCUGAUAUGGAUGUUGGCCUCCUGCAUAACCUAG
Messenger RNA from Gigantopelta aegis, 651 nucleotides. RefSeq lists its product as uncharacterized. NCBI's taxonomy places the organism in Eukaryota, Metazoa, Mollusca, Gastropoda, Neomphalida, Peltospiridae. The transcript has a single exon. Bases 1 to 651 code for a protein of 216 amino acids. The record is from RefSeq and is a predicted model, not a curated record.